Erigeron canadensis is the source of this 1002-nucleotide messenger RNA. RefSeq names its product lateral signaling target protein 2 homolog. Bases 54 to 872 code for a protein of 272 amino acids. Lineage: Eukaryota; Viridiplantae; Streptophyta; Magnoliopsida; Asterales; Asteraceae. The record is from RefSeq and is a predicted model, not a curated record. The transcript has a single exon.
UAUAUUAUACAUACAAACUUAAAAACUUAGAAUUGAUAUAUAGAUAGAUUGAAAUGAGGUGCAAGAAGCACACCACCGAUCUCACAAGCAUAAACGGCGUGUGCGCUUCUUGUCUCCGAGACCGAUUAUUAAAACUAAUCGCAGCUCAAGAAGAAGCUGAAGCCGCCACGAAAUCGUCAUCAGCUCGUCCGCCUACGUCACUUUCACCACAUGUAACACCACGUCGUAAAUCCGACGUGACGACUUCAGUUUCACAUGUUCCACGUCCAUCUUCCGACAACCAACGGUUCUAUAAUUCGCCACAGAUAGCUAUUUCCACCACCGGUUGUAUCGGAACCACCACGUCGCGUCGGAACAAUAAAAAAUUAGUCAAAUUCGCGACGUUUCAGAAUCUAUUCAGAUCUAAUAACAACACAAAUUCGAAUAUUCCGACGCCGUCUUCUUCUUCGUCUUCAUCGGCGACUACAAGGAUAAGGAAUAAUCAUAAUCAUCAUAAUCGGCAGCGGUGUGUACGGAACAGAGGUAUGUCACCGGUGAGAUUAUCCGAUGAUGACGAGGAGGAUGAUGACGUCGAUGAUGACGUGUCAAGUGAAUAUGAAUCUAUUGAUACAGACACUUACAAUUCGUGUAAGCAAACACCGAUGAAAACGAUCCGACGUGGCAAUAAUAAUAAGAGUGUUUCUGAGAUGAUUUUUUGUUUGAGUCCGUUGGUUAGAGCCAAUCCUAAUCGGUUAUGGAAAGGAAGGCCGGCGGUUGACGGAAACAGUGACGUAAGAAUUCCGGUGGUGCCGAAAUUGGCUUAUACGAAGUCGUUUUGUGCAAAUCGAUCACGCAAACUUGCUGAUUUUGGAAGGUCUGAUCCCAACCGUUGAUUUAUUAACCGUUUCUUUUUACCUUUGACUAAGUCACGGAUGGCGUUGACUUCAUAUAAAAGUACGAUACUGCUCAUGGUAUUUCUGUAUUUGUAAUAUUUUUUUAACUUUAAUUAUAUAUAUAUCUAUU